Molecule: messenger RNA, 642 nt
Organism: Saprolegnia diclina VS20
Lineage: Eukaryota; Oomycota; Saprolegniomycetes; Saprolegniales; Saprolegniaceae
Product: 5-formyltetrahydrofolate cyclo-ligase
Exons: 4
Coding region: 1-642 (213 amino acids)
Biological process (GO): folic acid-containing compound biosynthetic process; tetrahydrofolate interconversion
Cellular component (GO): mitochondrion
Molecular function (GO): 5-formyltetrahydrofolate cyclo-ligase activity
Source: RefSeq, a predicted model, not a curated record
AUGCUCGCCGACAUUCGCAGCCAGAAGACAGUGCUGCGCAAGCGCAUUGCGGGGCUCCUGCGCACCCUCUCACGCGACGAGGUGGUCGAGCAGAGCGAAGCGCUCACACAGCACGUCGUCGCCCUCGACGUCUUCCGCGAUGCGCGCAGCGUGAGCAUCUAUCUUGCGAUGGAGGCCGAAGCCAAGACGUCAACGCUCGUGGACGCGCUCUUUGCGGCGGGAAAAACGAUCUACGUCCCCAAAGUCAUCGGCGCCAAGUCGGAAGACAUGGUCAUGCUGCGUGUUGAUUCGACGGCCGAAAUGACGACGUUUCCCAAGAGCAAGUGGGGGAUUCCCGAGCCGCCGCCAAGUUUGCCCAGUGGUCUUGCACGAAUCGAUGCACUGGACGCACUAGACGUCGACAUCGUGCUCGUCCCCGGCGUUGCUUUUGACCAUCGCUGCAACCGGCUCGGCCACGGGAAGGGCUACUACGACUGCUUUUUCGAGCGGUAUGCCAGUCGAAAUGGCGGGAAGCUCCCCGUUACCAUCGGCAUUGCCCUCGAAGCGCAGAUUGUGGACGCCGUCCCAACUAGUGGUCAUGACAAGGUGCUCGACAUGGUCGCAACGCCUCAAGGUAUCCUUCGAAGCAGCGCGCGUAGUUAA